AUGGCUAUUUCCAAGAAUUUACCACUUUUGAAGAACCACUUCAGAAAGCACUGGCAAGAACGCGUCAAGGUUCACUUUGACCAAGCCGGUAAGAAGGUUUCUAGAAGAAGUGCCAGAGCUGCUAAGGCUGCCAAGAUCGCUCCAAGACCUUUGGAUUUACUAAGACCAGUUGUUAGAGCCCCAACUGUCAAAUACAACAGAAAAGUUAGAGCUGGUAGAGGUUUUACUUUAGCCGAAGUUAAGGCUGCUGGUUUGACCGCUGCUUACGCUAGAACUAUCGGUAUUGCCGUUGACCACAGAAGACAAAACAGAAACCAAGAAACUUUCGAAUUAAACGUUGAAAGAUUAAAGGAAUACUUAGCUAGAAUCAUUGUCUUCCCAAGAAACGGUAAGGCCGUUGAAGCUGAACAAGUUUUAUCUACUGCUGCCACUUUCCCAAUUGCUCAACCAUCUACUGAUGUUGAAACUAGAGCAGUUGAAGACAACGGUGAAUCUGCUUUCAGAACUUUAAGAAUGGCUAGAUCUGAAAAGAGAUUCAAGGGUAUCAGAGAAAAGAGAGCCAGAGAAAAGGCUGAAGCUGAAGCUAGAAAAGAAGAAAUAAGCAAUCUUACCUCUGAAUAUCAAAGUUUACUCAUUUUUGUUCCUUUCACAUCCUUCAUCUUUAUAAACAUUCUAUAUCAAUAA
Messenger RNA from Kazachstania africana CBS 2517, 684 nucleotides. It is a transcript of the gene RPL13B, whose product is annotated as 60S ribosomal protein eL13. The transcript is spliced from 2 exons. NCBI's taxonomy places the organism in Eukaryota, Fungi, Ascomycota, Saccharomycetes, Saccharomycetales, Saccharomycetaceae. Gene Ontology annotation, cellular component: ribosome; cytosolic large ribosomal subunit. The record is from RefSeq and is a predicted model, not a curated record. Gene Ontology annotation, biological process: translation. Gene Ontology annotation, molecular function: RNA binding; structural constituent of ribosome. The coding region runs from base 1 to 684 and encodes 227 amino acids.